Molecule: messenger RNA, 955 nt
Organism: Eruca vesicaria subsp. sativa (arugula)
Lineage: Eukaryota; Viridiplantae; Streptophyta; Magnoliopsida; Brassicales; Brassicaceae
Source: the annotation of a GenBank genome assembly
AAGCGGUAAAUUACCUUGAUUAUUGGAUUAAUAUUGUAAAUAAAAAACUAAAGUCAAAUAGUUAACAAAUAUCUCCAUAUGAGAGCAAAAUCUUAAAACAAAUGAAUGGCGUGAUAAUUAAUAAAAACUUAAAAAGGGGGUUGGUUUGGGUUUCCCCCACCUAUCCCACCUUCACCUACUACAAGAGAAGAAAGUAAAACACGUCAAGUAUCAGACAAAUCUCGUCUCACUCUUUUCUUGUUUUUUUUUUCCUCAACUCACAGUUUCUGAUCCUUUCUCCUUUCAUCUCUUCACCAGAAAAAUGGCUUUGCAAAUGCAGACCUCCACCACGAUCUUCAAAAACUCCACGCCAUCUUCCAGCCCUGCGAUCACCGGAAGACUCUUCCCACAGCAAGGAACCAUCGCUGUUCGACGGGAAAUGUUAACGGCGUGGCGAGGCGUCAGAUGCAGAGGCGGUGGAGUAGGAGACGCCGGGAAGAAAAAAGCGGUUCCUAACUCGAACUAUGUAGUGCCUUUGGACAAGUUCUCGUCCUCCUCGUCCAUCACUCGUCCUCUGAUUGAGAUACUUCGUGAUCUCAACAAGAAGAUCCCUGAUAACAUCGUUAAGAGUCAUGAUCCUGGAUCUAGUGCAGCUUCUUCUGGUUUCAUCCCUUGGUUCCAUGCAAAUCGGAUGCUCAGCUUCUACGCACCUGGUUGGUGUGGGGAGGUUCGUGACGUCAUCUUCUCUGAGAAUGGUAAUGUCACUGUUGUUUACCGUCUCACCAUUCGUGGCUCUGAUGGGGAGGUAAGCUCUUCCACUUUCACUUCCUGUUCUGUAUCUCAUGUAUCCUAAUGGUAGCUUUCACAGAAUACUAUUGCUAAGAUCAUCACGAACCGGUUUGUUUGCCUUGUGUUGUGACAUAUACUGAUAUACAUAACCUUGUUUACAAGACCAAGUUUUUUUUGUCUUUCUUUC